GGGGUCGCGGGUCGAGUUGGCUAUAUAAGGGUGGUGAGUGGAGGGAGAGCGUCCGUGAUCUGAGCAAGAUUGCAGAGAGGGAAGGCGAGAGUGGAACGCCAGCGCACAAGUCUCGGGACCAUGGCCCCUGGAGUAGUGCCCAAGGCUGCUUCACUGCACUCGGGGGGUAAGUCUCAUUAUCCAGGCGGGGCUUUGUAUGUGCCAGGGAAGUGGUCAGCCCGGCCUCAGAAAGAGCCCCAGCUGGACGAGGGUGUGGCUGCAGAGAACACAGAGCUGGCUGCCAGAGGGGAAGCUUCUCUGUGCUGGAUGGAACCUUACGGCAUCGGGGCUGGUCUGCAGAACCCGGGGAACGCCUGCUACAUGAAUGCAGCCCUCCAGUGUCUGACGUACACCCCGCCACUCGCCAAUUAUCUGCUGUCUCAGGAGCACUCCCGCACCUGCCAGCGCCGUUCAGAGCUCUGCACGCUCUGUGCUCUGGAAAGUCACUUCAUUUGGGCUCUGCACAGUCCCGGCCACGUGAUCCAGCCCUGUCAGGCAUUGGCUGCUGGCUUUCACAGAAACCGCCAAGAAGAUGCUCACGAGUUUCUGAUGUUCGCGCUGGAUGCCCUCAGGGCAGCAGGCCUGCCUGGCCUCAACUGCCAGCUGGCGCCCUCUGAGGACCAGCCUCUAAGCCAUCAGCUAGCUGGAGGCCACUGGAGGUCUCGAGUCACAUGUCUCCAGUGCCAAGGCACUUCAGACACAUGGGACCCUUACCUGGACAUCGUGCUGGAUAUCCAGGCCGCCAAGAAUGUGCAGGAAGCCUUGCGGCAUUUGGUGAGCCCGGAAGAGCUGGACGGGGACAACGCCUAUGAUUGUGCUGCCUGCCUCAGGAAGACGCCUGCCUCCCGCACACUCACCUUGCACACGUGUGGGGAUGUGCUCGUCUUGGUCUUGAAACGCUUUUCUGACUUCACGCGUGACAAAAUGGCCAAGCCGGUGCACUAUCCUGACCGUUUGGACAUGAGGCCUUACCUGUCUCGGCAGAACGGGGGGCCACUGGAGUACAGGCUCUAUGCUGUCCUUGUGCACGUGGGCUUGCGUCGUGACCGAGGACAUUACCUGUGCUACGUCAAAGCUGGCGACGGCCGCUGGUAUGAGAUGGAUGACGCCAAGGUCACCGCCUGUGGCCUGGCUUCGGCCUUGAAGCAAAGUGCCUACGUGCUCUUUUACGUGCGCAAGGGUGGAUGGGACGGGGCCAAUGGGCAAGUGUCACGGGGCCAGGGAGCGCCCGCCUCUGGGCCUCGAGAGAGACACGACGCCAGGACCCCAGCAGAGCCUGCAAAGCCUUCCGACCCGGAAGCCGAACAAGGCCGGCAGCACUUGGAGCAGAGGAUGCAGGAACUCAGCUUAGAUGAGUGGAAAUCCCUGCAAGAGCAGCAGCGGCCCAAGGGCUCCUUCAACCUCAGGAGAGUGGAGCCCAGCCUGCCGAGCAAGGCAGUCCUCAUUCAUCAGGCACGACCCAGCGUGCAGCCGACCAGCCAUCCUGCGCCACACAGACGCUCCUGGCAGUGCAGCUCAGCUGGCCAGCCAACACAUCAGCUGCCCGAGAAUGCCAGCCAGCUCCCCGGGAAGUGGUCAGCCCGGCCUCAGAAAGAGCCCCAGCUGGACGAGGGUGUGGCUGCAGAGAACACAGAGCUGGCUGCCAGAGGGGAAGCUUCUCUGUGCUGGAUGGAACCUUACGGCAUCGGGGCUGGUCUGCAGAACCCGGGGAACGCCUGCUACAUGAAUGCAGCCCUCCAGUGUCUGACGUACACCCCGCCACUCGCCAAUUAUCUGCUGUCUCAGGAGCACUCCCGCACCUGCCAGCGCCGUUCAGAGCUCUGCACGCUCUGUGCUCUGGAAAGUCACUUCACUUGGGCUCUGCACAGUCCCGGCCACGUGAUCCAGCCCUGUCAGGUUGGCUUUCACAGAAACCGCCAAGAAGAUGCUCACGAGUUUCUGAUGUUUGAUGCCCUCAGGGCAGCAGGCCUGCCUGGCCUCAACUGCCAGCUGGCGCCCUCUGAGGACCAGCCUCUAAGCCAUCAGCUAGCUGGAGGCCACUGGAGGUCUCGAGUCACAUGUCUCCAGUGCCAAGGCACUUCAGACACAUGGGACCCUUACCUGGACAUCGUGCUGGAUAUCCAGGCCGCCAAGAAUGUGCAGGAAGCCUUGCGGCAUUUGGUGAGCCCGGAAGAGCUGGACGGGGACAACGCCUAUGAUUGUGCUGCGUGCCUCAGGAAGACGCCUGCCUCCCGCACACUCACCUUGCACACGUGUGGGGAUGUGCUCGUCUUGGUCUUGAAACGCUUUUCUGACUUCACGCGUGACAAAAUGGCCAAGCCGGUGCACUAUCCUGACCGUUUGGACAUGAGGCCUUACCUGUCUCGGCAGAACGGGGGGCCACUGGAGUACAGGCUCUAUGCUGUCCUUGUGCACGUGGGCUUGCGUCGUGACCGAGGACAUUACCUGUGCUACGUCAAAGCUGGCGACGGCCGCUGGUAUGAGAUGGAUGACGCGAAGGUCACCGCCCGUGGCCUGGCUUCGGCCUUGAAGCAAAGUGCCUACGUGCUCUUUUACGUGCGCAAGGGUGGAUGGGACGGGGCCAAUGGGCAAGUGUCACGGGGCCAGGGAGCGCCCGCCUCUGGGCCUCGAGAGAGACACGACGCCAGGACCCCAGCAGAGCCUGCAAAGCCUUCCGACCCGGAAGCCGAACAAGGCCGGCAGCACUUGGAGCAGAGGAUGCAGGAACUCGGCUUAGAUGAGUGGAAAUCCCUGCAAGAGCAGCAGCGGCCCAAGGGCUCCUUCAACCUCAGGAGAGUGGAGCCCAGCCUGCCGAGCAAGGCAGUCCUCAUUCAUCAGCCCAAGCUGUACCCUAACCCUAACCCUGAAGUACUGCGCAUGCUCAAUAAGACAAAUAAAUGUGGACGAUGCAUGUGCAGUGAAGGGAAGAAACUGCACCUGUGCGAAAUUCUAAACCUGCGGGAAUACCGCACUCCUCCCGGCACAAAGGCUCCUUCCAGCGGAGUGCGGAUGGGGGAUGGACACUUGCGUUCCUCCUCUUCCUGCCUUUUUCUUUCUCCUUCUGGCUAUGGCGGCCUCCAUGAGUGA
Molecule: messenger RNA, 3126 nt
Organism: Ochotona curzoniae (black-lipped pika)
Lineage: Eukaryota; Metazoa; Chordata; Mammalia; Lagomorpha; Ochotonidae
Biological process (GO): regulation of apoptotic process; protein deubiquitination
Cellular component (GO): cytosol; nucleus
Molecular function (GO): cysteine-type endopeptidase activity; cysteine-type deubiquitinase activity
Source: RefSeq, a predicted model, not a curated record